AUGCUCCGUCGUCAAGCGCGCGAGCGCCGCGAAUAUGUGUACAAAAAGGCACUAGAGUCCAAGCAGCGGCAACUGUAUGAGCGAAAGCAAAAGAUUCGCGAAGCGCUUGCGAGUGGCAAACCAUUGCCACCUGAGCUGCGCGGCGCGGAGGCCGAGGAACUCGCUAGGAACCUGUCGCUCGAUGCGGCGCAGGCCGAGCCGAUGACAUCCAUUGACGACGAGUACUCGCGUGCUGGACAGUAUGAUCCACGCAUACUCAUUACAACGUCGCGCAGCCCCUCGUCACGGCUCUCGCAAUUCGCUAAAGAGCUGCGGCUGGUGUUUCCCAACUCGACACGGCUGAAUCGUGGUGGAUAUACCAUGCCUGAGCUCGCAGCGGCAGCCCGAGCGAACGGUAUGACGGACAUGAUUGUGGUGCACGAGCACCGAGGUGUACCAGAUGCGAUGGUCGUCUCUCAUUUCCCGCAUGGUCCCACCGUCAUGUUUACGCUGCACAAUGUGACCCUGCGUCACGAGGUGGCAAGUCACGCAAACUCGACCGUAAGUGAACAAUACCCCCACCUGAUCUUUGACGGCUUUGGUGGCCGGCUUGGCGAGCGUGUCAAGAGCGCGCUGCGCUUCCUUUUUCCCGUGCCAAAAGACGAUGCACGCCGCGUCAUGACGUUUGCCAACCGCAACGAUUUUAUUAGUUUCCGGCACCAUGUGUUCAUUGCGACGCACCGCGACGUUCACCUGGCCGAAGUCGGGCCGCGCUUUGAUCUGCGCCCGUACGAGAUCCGACUCGGCACGCUCGAGCAGGGCGAGGCGGACGUUGAAUGGGUCCUGCGUCCGUACAUGAACACAACACGCAAGCGCAGUCAGCUGGCGGAAUAG
This is a messenger RNA of Malassezia restricta, 873 nucleotides long. RefSeq names its product U3 small nucleolar ribonucleoprotein IMP4. The record is from RefSeq and is a predicted model, not a curated record. The transcript has a single exon. Gene Ontology annotation, biological process: rRNA processing. NCBI's taxonomy places the organism in Eukaryota, Fungi, Basidiomycota, Malasseziomycetes, Malasseziales, Malasseziaceae. Bases 1 to 873 code for a protein of 290 amino acids. Gene Ontology annotation, cellular component: Mpp10 complex; nucleolus; small-subunit processome. Gene Ontology annotation, molecular function: rRNA primary transcript binding; snoRNA binding.